This is a messenger RNA of Rosa chinensis, 4432 nucleotides long. RefSeq names its product probable leucine-rich repeat receptor-like protein kinase At1g35710. Bases 60 to 4235 code for a protein of 1391 amino acids. Gene Ontology annotation, molecular function: protein binding; ATP binding; protein kinase activity. Lineage: Eukaryota; Viridiplantae; Streptophyta; Magnoliopsida; Rosales; Rosaceae. The transcript has 2 exons. Gene Ontology annotation, biological process: protein phosphorylation. The record is from RefSeq and is a predicted model, not a curated record.
UGCAAGUGGCAUUAUAAAUAAUGCCUUGAACUACAAUCCUGUACCCACAAACGAAAGCCAUGAGAUCUUCACCUUAUAAUCACAAAGUAUGCUCUCCAGCCUCCCUGAUCUUCUAUGUUCAGCUGCUUUCCUUGUUACCAUACCUUGCUUUUGCUUCUGCUAAUUCAACUGAAGCAGAAGGUCUUCUCAGAUGGAAAGCCAGCUUUCUGAAUCGAACUGAGAAUAAUAAUCUCACCUCCUGGACUUACCUUCCUGGCGGAGUCACCAAUUCAUCAACCCCAUGCAAUGAUUGGACUGGUAUUUCAUGCAACAGAGAUGGAUGGGUGAACCGGAUAAACCUUACCAAUUUUGGUAUACAAGGUACGCUACAUGAAUUUCCAUUCUUGUCCUUCCCUCAUCUUGAAUAUGUUGACCUCAGCCUGAAUGUAUUCUUUGAUACCAUUCCACCUCAGAUCAGUUCUCUCUCCAAACUCAUCUAUCUUGAUAUUUCUUCUAAUCAUCUGACUGGGACAAUCCCACCAGAACUUAGUCUUCUAUCAAAUCUUAAAGUCCUGCACCUAAAUGAAAAUAAGUUAAAUGGCUCAAUUCCCAAAGAAAUAGGCCAACUCAAGUCUCUUUACGAGCUUGAUCUCAGCACCAACAAUCUAGAAGGGUCUGUUCCAGCUUCUCUCGGUAAUUUGACCAACAUGACCCACUUGUAUCUCUCUCAAAAUCAGCUUUCUGGUGCCAUUCCUCCAGAGAUAGGAAAUCUAUCUAGCUUGAUCCACCUGGUCAUGGAUGACAACCAUUUGACUGGUCCCAUCCCACAUCUGAUCAGUUCCAUCUCCAAACUCAUCCAUCUUAAUCUAUCUUAUAAUAUGAUCAACGAGACAAUCCCACCAGAAAUUGGCCUUCUAUCAAAUCUUGAAACCCUGCACCUAGAUGCAAAUCAGUUAAAUGGCUCAAUUCCCAAAGAAAUAGGCCAACUCAAGUAUCUUUAUGAGCUUAGUCUGGGCAUCAACAAUCUAGAAGGGUCUAUUCCGGCUUCUCUGGGUAAUUUCACCAACAUGACCUACUUGUAUCUCCAUCAAAAUCAGCUUUCUGGUGCCAUUCCUCCAGAGAUAGGAAAUCUAUCUAGUUUGAUCCACCUGGUCAUGUAUGACAACCAUUUGAUAGGUCCCAUCCCUCCAAGUUUUGGAAACUUGAAGAACUUAGUUUUACUGUUCUUGCGAUUGAAUCAACUGUCUGGCCUAAUUCCCAGCGAGAUUGGGAAUCUGAAAUCCAUUCAGAUGCUGUCAUUCAAUGAGAACAAUUUAACAGGUCCAAUACCUCCAAGUGUAGGAAACUUAAGAGGGCUAACCAUAUUGAACCUGUUCAACAAUCAUCUUUCUGGCCUCAUUCCCAGUGAGAUAGGGAAUAUAAAAUCCCUUCAGGUGCUGGUGUUGAGUGACAACUAUUUAACAGGUCCAAUACCGCCAAGUGUUGGAAACUUAAGAGGGCUAACCACAUUGUUCAUGGACAACAAUCAACUUUCUGGAUCUAUACCCUCAGAAAUAGGAAAUUUGAAGUCUCUAGAGAAAUUAAGCUUUUCUAGUAACACUCUUCGAUAUUGGUAUACAGAUAGACUUGCUAGUUUUCAUCUGAAAGAGAAAGGGAAUGUGAAACUAUCCUUGGCAAUGAAUCAGCUCAAUGGUAAUAUGAGAGACCUUAACCCUAUAAAUAAGCUUUCAGGAACUAUCCCUAGAGAGAUAGGGCACUUGAGAUCUCUUGUAUACCUAGAUUUGUCUGGUCAUCGACUCCAUGGUUCAAUUCCAAUAUCAUUUGGUGAUCUGACAAAUCUUACCUUUCUCGAUCUCUCUGGAAAUAAGCUUUCUGGUACUAUUCCUAAAGAGAUAGGGAACUUGAAAUCUCUUCUCAUUCUAGACUUCGUCCAUAAUCAACUAAAUGGCUCAAUCCCAACAUCCUUAAGUAAUGUGAGGAAUCUUGAAAUUCUCCGUCUAUCUUCAAAUAAGCUUUCUUGCACUAUUCCCAAAGAGGUAGGCCACUUGAAAUCCCUCACGACUGUGGAAUUAAACUUCAAUCAACUUAGUGGUUCCAUUCCCACUUCAUUUGGUGACCUGAGCAGCUUAAAAAUCUUAAACCUCAUGAGCAACCAACUCUCUGGCUCAAUCCCUCAAGAAAUAGGAAUUCUCAAGAACUUAAGUGAACUACAACUGGGUGAUAAUCAGUUUGUUGGUUACUUACCCCAAAACCUUUGCCAAGGUGGAUCUCUUAGCAAUUUUUCUGUAACCAAUAACUAUUUGAUUGGUCCAAUCCCCAAAAGCUUGAAAAAUUGUACGAGCUUAAUCAGACUCCGUCUUGAUGGGAACCAAUUGGAAGGCAAUAUAUCACAAGGCUUCAGCGUUUAUCCGAAUCUUGAUUAUUUAGAUUUGAGCAAGAAUAACUUCUAUGGUGAAGUCUCACACAAUUGGGGACAAUGCCCACAGUUGAGAACCCUACUAAUUGCAGGGAACAACCUUACUGGUAGCAUACCACCUGAUAUUGGCAAUGCAACCCAAAUUCAUGUACUCGAUCUUUCUUCUAAUUAUUUGGAUGGGACUAUUCCAAAGGAAAUUGGGAGGUUGACUUCUUUGGUGAAGUUGAGGGUGAAUGAAAAUCAACUUUCUGGUCCUAUACCUUCCGAAUUUAGAUCAUUGGCUAAUCUUGAAUAUCUUGAUCUAUCCACAAACAGAUUCAAUGAGUCGAUUAUACGCUUUGUAGGUGACUUCCUCAAAUUAAACCACUUGAAUUUGAGCAACAACAAGUUUGGAGAAGGAAUUCCAUCUCGUUUGGGGAUGUUAAAUCAUGUUUCCAAACUAGAUUUAAGUCACAACUCACUUACUGGUAAGAUACCAUCAGAGAUUAGUAAUAUGGGCAGUUUGGAGAAGCUGAAUCUGUCCCACAAUAAUCUCUCUGGUUUCAUUCCAGCGAGUUUUGAAGGCAUGCACAGUUUGUCAUCCGUCGACAUUUCCUACAAUGACUUGGAAGGUCCACUUCCUAACAGCAAAGCAUUUCAAGAUGCUCCCCUAGAAGCAUUGCAAGGGAACAAGGGCUUGUGUGGCGAGGGUGGAGCUUUGCAACUCUGCAAUAGACAAAGCUCUAGAAAGCACCAGAAACAGAAAUUUCUAAUCACAUUCUCUCUUCUAGCAGCACUUGCACUUCUAGCUGCUAUCUUCGCAAUUGUCUUUGUGAUUAGAAGAAAGAAGACGCACCGAAAUGGGGAAGAAACCAAUACGCAUGAAGAAAUUUGUUUUUCCAUAUUAGGUUAUGAUGGAAAGAAGAUGUAUGAGGAAAUCAUAAGGGCAACACAAGAUUUUGAUUCCAUAUACUGCAUCGGAAAGGGAGGACAUGGGAGUGUAUACAGAGCAAAUUUGUCAUCCUCCAAUAUAGUUGCUGUGAAGAAACUCCAUCUGCUAUGCAGUGAUGACAAUAAUGUUCAGAAGGAAUUCUUGAAUGAAAUCAGGGCACUCACUGAGAUGCGACAUCGAAACAUUGUGAAGCUUUAUGGUUUCUGUUCACAUAAGCGACACUCAUUUUUGGUGUAUGAGUAUCUAGAAAGGGGUAGCGUGACUGCAAUGCUGAGCAGUGAUCAUGAAGCUCAUGAAUUGGGAUGGAGUAAGAGGCUUAAUAUUGUGAAAGAUGUUGCUAAUGCUUUGUGCUAUAUGCACCAUGAUUGCUUGCCACCAGUUGUACAUCGGGACAUAUCGAGCAAAAACAUUUUGCUGGAUUCUGAAUACAAGGCCUAUGUUUCAGAUUUUGGCACUGCUAAGUUCUUAAACCCAGACUCAGCUAAUUGGACUGCCCUUGCAGGCACAUAUGGUUAUAUGGCACCAGAGCUCGCUUAUACAAUGGAAGUAAAUGAGAAAUGUGAUGUCUAUAGCUUUGGAGUAUUAACAUUGGAAAUAAUUAUGGGAAGGCAUCCAGGAGAUAUCUUCGCAUCUUUAUUACCACAGGCAUCGUUGGUGUCAUCAUCAUCAUCAACUGCCCAUCAAAUGCCGGUUAUGGAGUUUUUGGACCAGCGCAUUUCCCCUCCUUCACAUCAAGUUGCAGGGGAAGUGCUUUCUCAUUUUAAGAUAGCAUUUGCAUGCUUGAAUUCCAGACCAGAAUCUCGUCCAACAAUGAAACAAGUUUCUCAACUCCUCUCAACUCAAAGUCUGCAUUUGUCCAAGCCAUUACGUAUGAUAACUUGUGGUGAAUUGCUUGUUCUCAAUGCUUAGACUACUUGAGAAUCAGAGAAUCUAUGAGCCCUCUUCCAAUGAUUGUCUAUCCAGGCCAUUAGAAGCUACGUACUGUUUCCGGUCAUUUUGCGUGUUGUGGUUAAUAGUUUAAUGAUAGUGCUUUCUAGUUAGACUCUUUUUUCUUCUAAGUAUGAACAAAACAAAGAUUUCCUUGUAUAAUUUUUGGCUUUUUCAGA